AAGAUGGCGGCGUCCGCGAUGCACAGCGGCGGCCUCCUGCGGCUCUCUGCGGCCUUGGGUCUCAGGUCCCGCAGCUACCGUGCGCCGCCGCCCCCGCGCCGCCGCCCCGGGCCCUACUGGCCAGACCCGGAGAACUUGCUGACCCCGCGAUGGCAGCUAACGCAUCGCUAUGCGGCCAAGCAGUUCGGGCGGCACGGCGCCGUCUCGGGGGUGGCCCCCGCCUCCCUGUGGCCGUCCCCAGAGCAGCUGUGCGAAUUGGAGGCCGAGGAGCGAGAAUGGUACCCGAGCCUAGCGACCAUGCAAGAGUCGCUGCGCCUGCAGCAGGAGGCCGCGGAGGCAAGGCGUCGAGCCAGGGAGCAGCAUAUUGCAGAGUGCAUGGCCAAGAUGCCACAAAUGAUUGACAACUGGCGAAAGCAGAAGCGAGAACGUUGGGAGAAAAUCCAGGCUGACAAGGAGCGGAGGGCCCGGUUACAGGCUGAGGCCCAGGAACGUCUGGGCUACCACGUGGACCCCAGGAGUGCUCGCUUCCAGGAACUAUUACAGGAUCUAGACAAGCAGCAACGCAAGCGCCUAAAGGAAGAAAGACAGCGACAGAAGAAGGAGGCACAAAUUGCUGCUAUGGCCUCUGCUGACGCCCAGGACUCUGCUGAAGCCCAGGACUCAGCAGCGUCUGGUGAACCCAGCUCCUGAAAGCUCCUUUCCCAAUAAAGCCAGCUGCUGAUAGCUCAUA
Molecule: messenger RNA, 730 nt
Organism: Grammomys surdaster
Lineage: Eukaryota; Metazoa; Chordata; Mammalia; Rodentia; Muridae
Gene: Gadd45gip1
Product: GADD45G interacting protein 1
Exons: 2
Coding region: 4-690 (228 amino acids)
Cellular component (GO): nucleus
Source: RefSeq, a predicted model, not a curated record